UACAUAGAAACAGUGGACAGGUCUUGUUUAAGUUGGAGUUAGAAAUUGUUGUUUUUAAUCCGUAGCUUUUAUUGCGAUGGAAUUGGAUUGUGCAAGAUUGAAAGAAUCCCUUUUGCGGAUUAGUUCCCUACGUAGUGAAGAUAAUUCUUUGACUAACUUUUUGAAACUAAAUAAUUAUGAAGAAAAGGAUGUUGAUGACAUCGUCUACUGGCUAGCGCAGAAAAUCCUCGACUCGCAAUUUACGGAAUCCAUAGCGGUUUGCUUUCCAGAGAUACUGAUGGCUAUUGUAGCGCUUGCAGUCCCAAUUAAGGAUGAAACUGAUUGGCACGUAUACCUAAAGAAGUGUAUAGCUUUAUCGAAACUAAAUAGAAUUUCACCAGAAGUGGCAAGGUAUAGUGUGGUCUAUUUUUCAGAUAAAGAUCCGCCAUUUCAUAAAGAGAAUUUUGAUAAAGUCUUGAAAAGACAUAGAUGUAUUGAUGAAUCAGUUACAGACCUUGAUAUCAUGAAAUGUUGCUUUGACUUGCUAAUAAAUAACAGAUUAUUCUAUAAAGAUUUAUGGGAUUGGUCCAUUUUUGUGGAGAAAUAUUCACGGACAUCAGAUGAAAUUCAAAGAAUGUACUUCAAUCAAAUUAUGGCGAUUUUAUUUAAUAUGACGGAAUAUCAGCUGAAACAAAUAAAUAGGACAAUACCAGAAGACGUUGUGCUGAAUUUCUACUUCGAUUUCGAUCGCAGAGUUGAAGUUCCUAAUGUAUCGGAAACUGCAAACUGCCCAUCAAAAUACAUAUAUUGGAAUUUUUCUAGUGAAAUUAUGACAAGCAUUGAAGGAGUUUUAUUACCGAUGUAUAACAUAGAGAACGCUGCAUUCUAUAAUAAAUUGGAUCCCAGCUUUAAUAAAAUUGUGAGAGUAAAGUCCACGAAAGUCAAUUUAAAAAAUAUAGCGAUGGGAUUAUCGGUUGGUAAAGCAAUAUGCUUAUUUGGUCCUGUAGGAUGCGGAAAGACGUCUUUAGUUGAAUAUCUGGCGAGAAAAACGGGUAGGAUCCCACCAAAUAUAAAAGUUAAAAUAUGUUCAGAAACUGAGAAUGAAAAAAAUGUUAAAAUUUUAUCAAAAUUUGGUUCGAGAAAAGCGGAAAAAAGAAAGAUUGAUGCAGUUACUACAUCACAUGUUAUGGUAAAGCCUAAUAGAAGGCAAGAAAAUGGUUUAUUGCGAAUUCAAUUAGGAGAUCAGACCGAUAGUAAAAUAUUAUUGGGACAAUAUAGAUGUACUGAUGUUCCUGGUGAGUUCGUUUGGCAACCAGGAGUGCUAACUCAGGCUGUUAUGAACGGGCAUUGGUUGCUUUUAGAAGAUUUUGAUCUUGCGCCACAAGAGACGUUUACUAUAAUAAGUAAUCUAUUGGAAAAUAAUUGUUUGGCAGUACCUGGUUUUUGUGAUUCCUUGUAUGUAACACCUGGAUUUCAGUUGUUUUUAACUGUGCGUUCACAGAAGUCCUUGACAAAUACACAAAAAACAAUGUUUUCCCUACUUGAAAAGUAUUUGUAUAUUGUUAAUGUUAAGGCUUUAUCAAGAAGCGAACUAUGUCAUAUUGUGAGUGCAAAUUAUCCGAAGUUAUUACCUAUAGCCAAUAGAAUCGUUGAUGUAUUCUUAAUGUUUUGUAAUGAUGAGGACCAUGAAGUUUCUGAAGAUUCCAUGGACUGUGAAAGUUCUGAUUUGUCAUUGCUUCAAAAUGCGAAAGAUUCAUCCCCUAGAAUAGUAACUUUUAGUCGGUUGGUGUCCACACGUGAUCUGAUGAAACUUUGCGAAAGAUCGCAUGCCACUUUCUCAGAGAUAAGUACAGAAUAUGCUUAUUUUGUGUUUCAAAAUGUCGUUGACUUAUUCUGUUCACAUCUCUCUGAAGAUGCUACUAAACUUGAACUUAUAAUCAAUAUUGGAGCAAAACUAGGUAUUACCCAAUCGAGGUGCGAAUAUCUUUUCAAUCAAUUUAAACCUGACAUUGAUGAUCAGAACGCUAGUAUUAAAAUUGGGAGAGCAUAUCUGUACCGCAAAGAGUCAGUAAAUCUUGUCAUGCAAAAAAGAGGAUCUGAUACCAAUGAAAGUAUUGACGUAGUCGCUGCUAAAAAGUCUAAGUUGAACGAUGAUAAUGUGUACUUACCAAUCCGACGAAAGGAGAAAAUAACAUUUUCCUAUACUCGUCUUGCCUGCAGCUUGCUUGAAAGAAUAAGCGUUUGUAUUAACCAUGCAGAGCCCGUAUUGCUAGUAGGCGAAACUGGAGUUGGGAAGACUAGUUGUAUCCAAUAUUUGGCAGAUAAAACAAAUCAUAAGUUAGUGGUGGUUAAUAUGAAUAAUCAAUCAGAUGUGUCAGAUUUGAUUGGUGGUUUUAAGCCAGUUGAUUUAUCUUCCGUUAUCGCGCCCAUUAGGCAUGAAUUUGAAUUAUUAUUUAGAAAAACAUUCAAUGAAAAUAAAAAUGAAAAAUUCCUUUCAAACUUUAGCGCUUGCUUCAAUCGGGGAGACUUCCGUGUAUUAGUGAAAUUGAUGCUAAAAAUUUCGGAGACCGUUUUCAAGGGAUCAAAUAUACCUAUUAUAAAUAAAAGGGUUGGAGAAUGGAAGGAGUUGCAAAAAAAAAUAAUUAAGCUAAAUCUCCAGCUUAGUAAAUCCGCUAACGUGUCUUUCGCAUUCAUAAUAGGUCCUUUAGUGAAAUGUAUAAAAAAUGGUGACUGGAUUUUACUAGAUGAGAUCAAUUUGGCAUCUGAUGAAACGUUACAAUGCCUCUCCACUUUGCUUGAAGAAAACGGGUCUAUUCUUCUUCUUGAAAAAGGAGAUUUGGUACCAGUUGAACGUCACCCUGAAUUUAGAUUAUUUGCUUGCAUGAAUCCAGGCACAGAUGUUGGUAAAAAGGAUUUGCCGACUAGCAUAAGAAACCGGUUCACAGAACUAUUUGUAGACGAACUUACAAAUGAAAUGGAUUUGAGGAUUCUGAUUGGUGAUUAUUUGCAGAAUACCGGUAUAAAUAGUAUAAAGAUAUCAGCUAUUGUAAAAUUAUACAAAAAAUUGAUGACUUUAUCACAAAUCGAAUUGAAUGAUGGUCUGGGUAAUAGGCCCAUUUUUUCAUUGAGAACACUUUGUAGGGCAUUGACAAUAUGUGCAAGAAAUUUAUGUGGCUCAGUAGAACGUAAUUUAUAUGAAAGUUUCUGUUUAAGUUUUCUAACACAACUUGAUCAUGAUUCUCAUAAAAUUGUUCUGGAUUUAAUUAAAGCAUCAUUACUUUCUAAUUAUAAAGCUGUAAUUUCACAGGAAAUUCCACGACCAGGUGAACAUUAUUUAAAUUUUGAGGGCUACUGGAUUGAAAAGGGUUCCUUAGAAGUGGAAAAUUGCACAGAAUAUAUACUCACUGAAACUGUUCGUGAAAACCUUAAAGACGUGGCAAGAAUAAUAUCAAUCGGAAAGUAUCCGAUUUUACUUCAAGGCCCUACCAGUGCUGGAAAAACCAGUUUGGUUGAAUAUAUCGCUAAGAAGAGCGGAAACCAUUGUUUCAGGAUUAACAAUCACGAACAUACCGAUCUGCAAGAAUAUAUCGGCACCUAUAUUCCCAAUAACGAGGGUCAGUUUAUAUUCGAAGAAGGUAUUUUAGUUCAAGCUAUGCGGAAAGGUUAUUGGAUAAUAUUAGAUGAAUUAAAUCUGGCUUCAACAGAUAUUUUAGAAGCCUUAAAUCGGGUGUUAGAUGAUAAUCGGGAAAUUUUUAUUCCGGAAACGCAAACCGUUGUUAAAGCUCAUCCAAAAUUUAUGUUGUUUGCAACUCAAAAUCCUCCUGGUUUAUACGGUGGUCGCAAAGUACUAUCUCGUGCAUUCAAAAACCGUUUUAUUGAACUUCAUUUUUCGGAAAUUCCUAGGCCCGAACUAGAAGUCAUUCUAGAAAAAAGAUGUAAAAUUCCGAAAUCUUUUUCGGAAAAAAUGGUGAAAUGCAUGUCGGAAUUACAAAUCAAUCGUAAAACAACAAUGAAAAAUAACUUCACUUUACGAGAUUUAUUUAGAUGGGGUAACCGAUACACUUGGGCUGAUAGAAAGCUCUUACGAAACAAUUCAUAUGAUUGGAACCAACAUCUUGUUGAUGAAGGGUAUUUAAUUCUUUCAGCAAAAGUACGAACAGAAACUGAUAACAAUAUGAUUGUUCAGACUCUUUUUAAUAAUUUCCGCAAAAAAAUUGAUUUGAAUAAUUUGUUUUCAUUACAUAGAAAUACUUCGUUGGUUACAAAAGAUAUUUUAGAGCUUUUAUUUCAUUACGAUAAACGCAGCGACAUAAUUUGGACGCAAAGCAUGCUAAGAAUUGCCGUUUUGAUUAUAAAAGCCUUGCAUUUCAAUGAACCAGUUUUAUUAGUAGGCCCGACAGGCUGUGGCAAAACAACUAUUUGCCAAAUGUUGGCAGAUAUUAACAAUUCUAAGUUACGAAUUUUGAAUUGUCAUAUGCACACAGAAGGAGCAGAUUUUCUUGGAGGUCUUAGACCAUGUCGGGUAAAGGAGAAAUUAGAAAUAUCUAAAGACAAUGUUGGAUGUAAAACCCAAAUGUUUGAGUGGGUCGACGGUCCUCUUAUACAAGCGAUGCGUGAUGGAAGUUUUUUCAUGGUGGAUGAAAUAUCGCUAGCUGAAGAUUCUGUUUUGGAACGCCUAAAUAGUGUUCUCGAACCUAGUAGAAGCAUUGUUCUAGCAGAGAAAGGUGGAACUAUUACAAAAACUUCAGAUGAGUUUAUAGUUAAGGCAGCGCCAGGCUUUCAUUUCCUAGCCACAAUGAACCCCGGAGGUGAUUUUGGUAAAAAAGAGUUAUCUCCAGCCUUAAGAAAUCGGUGCACUGAAAUUUGGUGUCAACCUUCAGAUACCGAGGAUGAUUUGAUAAAAAUAGCAAGUAAUUCUUUGAAGAUAGGGUUGAAUGAAAAUAUUCCUAAAAACGUAGAUGAAAUAGCUAGAGUUAUGGUUCGAACUGUUUAUUACUUGAAAGGUAAAGUGGAUAAAUUCAACUUUUCAGUCAGAGAUAUCCUAGCCUGGGCGAAUUUCAUAAAUACUAACUCAAAUAAGACACCAGUUAAAUUCGCUGAGUUUAUCAUAUAUGGAUUAAAUACUGUAUUUCUUGAUUCCCUGGAAAUGCUCUUACAUGAAAGUGAAAACAGUACGAAAUGCAUUCGAAAUGAUGUAAUUAAAUUUGCAGCAAUUCAAUUACAAAACUGUUUUGAAUUGUCGAUUAAUAUAUUAGAUAUUGUUGAAAGGAAAGAUUUAUUCAUUGAGAAGAAAAAUGACAAAUUUGGUAUCGAACCCUUUUUUGUAGAUAUUUGCACGGAAAAUCUAGAAGUAACUAAUUUCCAGUUCAACGCACCGACCACAAAAAAAAAUCUAUUUCGACUUUUAUCCGCAUUGAGCUUAAACAAAGCAGUUAUGUUGGAGGGCCCCCCCGGAGUGGGAAAAACUUCCAUCGUUGAAAAUUUGGCUCGGGCAGUAGGAUAUCGAAUAGUGCGUAUAAAUUUGUGUGAACAUACAGAUCUUGCUGAUUUAUUCGGAAGUGAUCUUCCCGCAGGGGAAAAUAUUUCAGAGGUUAUUUUUUCAAAAAAUAAAUCAGAAUUAAAUUCUGUUGGUUCAUUCCAAUGGUGUGAUGGACCUCUUUUGUCAGCUUUGAAAUCAAAAUUUACGUGGAUAUUGUUGGAUGAAUUGAAUUUAGCACCUCAGAGCGUCUUGGAAGGUUUGAAUGCUAUCCUUGAUCAUCGUGGGGAGGUGUUUAUUCCGGAGCUAAAUCAAACAUUCACAAUAGAGAAUCAAACAAAAAUUUUUGCAUGUCAAAAUCCAUCCAGACAAGGUGGAGGAAGGAAAGGCUUGCCACAAUCAUUUUUAAAUAGAUUCACAAAAGUUUACUUAAGUAAACUACAUACUCAAGAUUUAUUGUAUGUAAUAAAUAACAAAUAUUUCGCUAGUUCAAAAGAGAUGCAAUCAAAAUUUACAUUCUUCCUCAAUAAACUUGAUAUUAAAAAAAAGAGUGUAAAUUUAUUCGAUAUUAACAAUUUGUCCCCAAGUUUUGAAAUAUUGGAGACCCCUAAUAAUGUAAAGAUAGAGUUUGAUCUCCUUUACAGAAUGGUUAAGUUCUCUGAGCGGUUGAAUGAAGCAAUAUCAAAUUUUGAUUUUGGAACACAAGGUGGACCCUUUGAAGCAAAUUUACGUGAUCUAUUACGUUGGUGUGAAUUCCUUUUCGACUCGAAAACAGGAUUCAUAUUUCCUGUAAAAACUUUGAAUAAAGAAAAUCAUCUUCAGCAAUUCAAGGAAAUAUUCCAUGAGUUUCUUCUAGUCUUGUAUGAGCGGAUGAAGCUAGUUUAUUAUCAACGAAUGGAAUCUAAAUCAGAUAGACUUUUUAUACAAACUGUUUUUUCCGAAAUUUUUAAAUGUGAUGUCAAAAAACUUAACUCUUUAUCAGAUGAUGUCAGCAUAUAUUGGACUGACUCGGAAUUGUUUUUGAAUGAUAUAGUUUUAAGCAGACUUCAUGACUAUAGUAAUUCGGUUGAUUUGACACUCACAAAAGAUGUAAAACCAGGAGCAAUUGUUUUAUCUUGCCAAGUAGAGCUUUUGAAAAAUAUUGUUGAAUGUGUACACUUAGAAAAGGCAGUGAUUCUAUCAGGACCAGCUCAUAGCGGAAAGACAAAGAUUAUUGAUACAUUAUGUUCUGCAGCUAAUACGCCUUAUUAUACAGAAAUCAUUGACGACUCUGUGGCAGGAAGCUUUCAGCAGAUAGAUCUAAUUCGGCACUUUGAAGAAGUCGCUUUUACUGUUGAGGCAAUUUAUUUUAAAAUCGUUCAUGGAAUUAUGAUCGACAUCGCAAUCAACAACAGUAAUUCUCACGAAUACCUCAUCCAAAUAAUGAAACUGUGGAGCAAUUAUUCCCGUUUAUCCAGGGCUAACCUUUAUGAAAAAAAACAGUUGGAGGUACCGGCGGGGUGGCUUGUUGUUUUCCAUAAACGAAUUCAUUAUUUACGUUCGUUUGUUGACAAAGUUAAAUUCUCUGUUAUUGACAUGAAUACUGUUAGAGCAUUAGAAGAAGCUGGAACAAUGUUGAAUACGCUGGAAUAUAUUGUGAAAGAGACUGGUACUCUAAAUACCGCAGGUCACUUCGAAUGGAUCGACUCGAAAAUAAUAAAGUGUCUGAAAUUUGGUGGAUACAUAUGCUUGGAUCAUGCAAAUUUUUGUUCUUCAGCUAUUUUGGAUCGUUUAAAUCCAAUUUUGGAACCGGAAGGAAGCUUACUAUUGUCUGAAAAGGGGUCUUUGAAGUCAGGAAAUAGUGAAGUAGCUGAUAAACACAGAAAUUUUCGCAUUUUCUUCACAAUAAAUCCAAGAAAUGGAUCAUUAUCGAGGGCUAUGAGGAACCGUUGUGUGGAGUUGAAUUUUUUGAAUAACAAAUACUCCGAAGAUGAUUUGCGUCAAAUUGUUUACUUGAGCGGAGUUAAAGAGAAUUAUUUAAUUCUUACAGCUGUACAGAUUCACCAUAAAUUCCGAAACAUAUCGGAAGAAGACAUUUUCAAUAUAUCACAUUUAUCGCAUUUUGCAGAUUUGAUUGUUUGCAACAAGCAUAUAGGAUUGAAUGAAAGGAAAGCAGUUUACAACAGUGCAAUGGAAGUGUAUAUAUAUUCGGUGACUGCAGAUCCUGUAGGAUGCGGAUUGGAGAUUUACAAAAAUAAGUUACAGGAAAUUCUUGUUGAAGAAUGUCAGAAAAUAAAACCCAAACCCAAUAUCUGUAACAUAAAUAAUGUCAUUUUGCGGCCGAAGGAAAUGAACCAAAUGACAAUGUUAAAAAUGCAGGCUGAGCCACUUGUUGGCUUAUUAAAGUGCUAUCCUAAUAAAAUUGCAAUGAGCGAAGCGAUUGGAGAAAUAUUUUCAAAAAGUGUAUCCAUAGACUUUGAAAAUCCGUUCCUAUUCAUCAAAUGUUAUGUAUGUAUGUUGUACUUGUUGAGUAAUAUGAGUGACUUCAAAUUAAGGUGCGAUUAUAUAACGCAAAUAAUACAACGAUAUUUCGCCAACAAGUCACAGGGUAACGACGAAAACCGAAUAUUACUUGCGCUAAAUACUACCCUAUUUCAUACCAUCGAAAGAAGCAAAGAUUUAUUUGGGACAACUCGUUUGACUUUACCUUGGAAUACUAAACUUUUUCCUCGCAUAAGAAGUUACAAUUGCUUAAUUUCAAAAACAAAUGAGGAACUCAUCCUAAAUGCACAGUUAUUCGCAAAUUUACUUAUGGAUUCAAUUAAAGAAGAACAAAUUACAAAAUUAAGUAAUAUCACGGCAAUAUGCUAUUCCCAGGCAGUGGCUUCUAAGCAAACUUUCGAUCGAUUUAAUAAUGUUUUUUUAGAACAAUUAUGGCCCUUUAUAACAAAAGUGGAGUGUCAAGUGUACUUUUCCCUACAACAUGAUGUGAAUCUAACAAUGGAUGAUUAUCCCGAUCUCAUACUAUCCCUGCUCUGGUUUAACCGUUUUUACAACUGUGUGAACAAUAAUAUUAUAAUUGAUAAAAAUCUUAAUCAAAAUUUAUUAGAUAAAAUAUAUUUGCAUUUUAAAUGGCUAAAAAAAAAAUUAUUGAGUCGAAUAUUUAAAAUUGCCCCAAAAAAUAAAAUAGAUGAGCUCGAGGUUAUUAUGUUAACAAUAGAACAAUAUUCACCUUCUAACCUUCAUUCGUUACGGAAAAUUCAAAAGAUCUUUUCCAGAGAGCUUAUCAAUUUUUUCCCACAUUUUAGUAUAGAACAAGUGGAUUUGUACAAUUAUUAUUGUCGUAUACGCAAUUUAACUGAAUUGGCCCCAAAAUUCGGAAAUUAUGACGUAAAGGAUAUAAAAAGCUUUGCCUCUUGCAUUAAUUCUACCGAGUUGGAUAUUGGGGCGCUUACAGAUUUGCCAGAAAAUGUGAAAUUAGCUAUCCGCACCUACUUUGACAAUGCAAUUAAUAUAAAUGAGACAACGACGAAUUCAUCAACUACCUACCAACUUUUAACAAAAAUCGAGCAAGUAUUUCAUUUAUCUGUUGAGAUGUCCAACUUACAUACGACUACCCUCGAUAUUAAUGCAGGAUUGUUACCACUGAAAGAUUAUUUUGCAACUAGAGCUCUAUCGCUGGCAGUACACUGCGAGAAAACGGUGUUUCUGAAUGACAAAUAUUUUAACAAAAAAUGUGCAAGUGCAUUUUCCUCACAGGAGCUUCUACAAGUUGUAAGGAACGAUAGUUUCCAAAAGUUCAAGAUAAUGUGGCAAACUGUUUUGUCAUACAUUUUCGAUAUAAAAAAUCCUGUUUAUUUCGAGUCAUUGUUAUCAUCUUUAUCUUUGCCAUACUACCGACAUUUUUCCACAUUCAAUCGUAUCCUGUUGAAAAUGCUUCAAUAUCAUCGUUUGACGACACUUUCAAGUCGACCUGACGUUAUCAAUUAUAUGGAACACAGCACAAAUAUACCACCCAAAACCAACUACACUGGACCUGCGUUAAUCAGCUGUUUAAUUCCUGUAUUAUUUGAUGAGCUUGGUGAACUGAAAUCUGUAGAAUUGAAUAAUUUGGUUGCUUGGAGAAUGAUUUUAAAUGAUAUGCGCCAGAUGAUAUGGUAUAAUUCCAUCCUAAUGUGUCCGAGAUUCGAUGCUGAGAAACAACAUUUUCAUGCAAUUUUGAAACAUUCGAAAAAAAUCAUCCUUGAAGUGGAAUACAUCCAAAAGAAACUCAAAAACGUUGAAUGUAUAGAAUCUGACCAGAGUCUUCAAAGUUUCCAGGAUCUGCUUGACGUUUUGAGGCAUAUACAAAAUUCUGCUGAACGGUUGAACAUCGAACAAUUUGCUUCAUAUGAUGUCAUUCAGCAGCAGUCAAUUUAUGUUGCUCUGUUGGAAUCGAUAGUAGGUUCAAUUGAGCUGUGUUUGUAUACAUAUUUACCUACCGUGGAUCCUGUCGAAAAAAAGCGUUUAAAGAAUUCCUAGAAAGAAGAAGCAGACUUCUUGAAAACUCUACUUUCAGCUUAUGAUCUUCUACGAAUUGUUAUGAGAUAUAAUGGUCUAGCAUGCGAAGAGUAUGAACAUUUUAAGAGACACCUCAUAAAGGUAAUGGGCGAUUUCAAUAAAAAAACUCAAAGGGUUGCAAUACGACCAGAAGUUUGCAAAUAUCAUCAACUAGUUGAAGACAUUAGGCAUUUUCUGGAUAUCAGUUAACCAGAAGCACUGUUGAAACUUCUCAGGGAUGCCAUAGACUGUUUAAAUUCGCAAACUGCCAAAAGACAAUAUCACAACGAUUUGAAAGUCAAAUCAUUGGAAGUGACGAAAAAACUUGAUAUCUGGAUAUUGAAUUCAGAAAGGUUCCGAUUCAACACAAAGAGUUAUGGAGCAUAUUAUAAAGAUUUCAUUGAACCAUUGGAAUGUUGUUUAGUAAUGACCCAGUCAGGAUUUCAAAGUCUUAAAUUUAUUUUAAUCCAACAUCAGCGAAUGAAUUGUGAAAGUUCAAGCACACCAAAUAUUAACCCACCUGAAAAAUUUAACGAUAUUCUGCAGGAAACUUUUCAGUUUCCUUUUGUGCGACAAACGGUUCUUCAUUGUAACAUUAGUCAAAGACUGCAAGAAUUGCAGUCUUUAAUUAUAUACAAUGGAAAUGCAGACUUGGAAAGAUCAUAUUUUAAAGUCUUAAAAGCGAAAUUACUGGAAAUAAAAAAUUACAUAUGUAUUGCUGGAACUAUCGUAGCAGAAAGUUUUAAUGAUUGGGAACUUAUUUUUAAAAUUUGUAACAAAAUCUGGAAGAAAGAAGAAGAAAAACAGACUAGAAAAAGAGCUGAAGAAAAUAGUUUAUAUUUGGAAGUAAAUCAUCUUAUAACUUUUUACAAAGAUUCUAAUAUUCCUGAGGUUUCGGCAUGUGGGGAAAUCAUAUCCAAAGUCGUUGAUCGUACAAAGGAGCAAUUGUUAUUGUAUUCUGACCAUGCAGUACUAAUGGAUAUUCUUCGUAUUGUUGAAAAAAUACAAAGCUUCCCAUCAACGUCACCUGUUGCUCGAUUUAAUGUAGUUCAAAUAUUACGCGAGAAAUUAUCACAAUGGAAUGAAGUAGCUCAUCAAAAUAACUUCCGUGAUUUGGAGGAGCAAGUUGCUGUAUGCAUACAGAAAUGGACAAAGCUUGAAUUACAAUGUUGGAGAAACUGUUUGCAGCAAUCAUUUGACAAUAUCAAAAACGGUGCCUACAAAUUGUUCUAUAUAUAUAAUUUACUACACGAAUAUUUGGAAUCAAAGGAUGGUGAAGAUUGUUCUAAGGAUAUAAUACACAUACAACAGUUUGUACAAAAUUCCAAUUAUGCAGAUUUUUCGGUACGAAUGAGAUUGCUCAAAUCAUUUGAAAUGUAUUUACAUUAUAUGAAUGGAACCAACACUACCCGGAAAUCCAAGCUCAUUGCAAUACUCCGGAAUAUCCAGAUAUAUUUUUGCCAAUUUAAUCAAGAAGUUGAUGAAGCAGUUAGAGCAUUUCGUUUACCGAUUGAAAAAAAACUCAGAGAAUAUGUGAAAAUAGAAUCUUACAAUAAAGACCUUUCAUACUUUGCAUUGAAAAGCAAUAUAAGUCGAAUGCACAGGCAUAUAAACAAAUUUUUGAGAGAAUUCGAGAACUGUUUAAAAGGCAAAAUUACGCCUGUGUUCCAGUAUAAAGAUAAUACCUUUAAAGAUUACGAUUUUCACAAUGAUAAAGGCGUUAAUUUACGGCAUGAGCCAAAGCACAAAUAUUAUAUGCUAGACGCAAAAAAUUUUUUAGUACCGCUGAAAUUGAAAAACUCGUUUAAAGAUAUGCUGCCCAACAUAAAAGAUUCUUCGUUAUUAGCCAAACGAAAUAAAUUAUUUGCCGCGUCGAGAACAAUAGUUCAAGAAUCAAUUAAAAAUAGCCAAUACGCUACCAUGGUUCAUAGUUUGGAUUCACUAUUAUCUAAUCAAAUAGAAACAUGUGAAUAUUUGAGGAAGCUGGAAGUUGAUCGUACACAAGAAAAAUCGAAACAAAAAUCCCAGGCGAAAUAUAUAUUAUCUCAAAAAAGAAGUCUCUCUGAUCUAUAUAAAACCUUGACAACAAUCGGAGUAAAUUUUAAGAGCGGAUUGCUAGAACUUUCGUUGAAUUCGGAGUUCAUGAAUUUUCACAUUGAACCGUUCUGCGUAAAGACUAUGUUUAUCGCAUCGAAAACCAAAAAACUCGAUCAGAAUUUGAUUUAUUUAAGCAAUAACUUGGAUUUAUAUUAUGCAAAGUGUGUGUUUAAAGUGAAAAUUCUCCAAAGGGUUAUGCUUACGCCUAAUCCUGAGUUGGACGUGGUGAAUGUUGAUCGGAUGAAAGGCUUUUCAAUAGAUUUGUUCCUCUUAGUACAGAGCCAACGCAAACUGCUCAGUGCGUUUUCUCAAGAUCUCUUGGAAUUGCGAAGGAAAAUAGCAGACAUUAAUUCAUUAGCAUACUGUGCAAAAUAUGAUAAAUUUUCAAAAGAUAAAUUUUGUUUUCGGAAGCUCGAAACUGAUUUUUCUAGUUUAAAGUACUCAUUUUGCGAAGUUCAAAGUUUAAUUGAACAAUAUUCUCUGUUAUUUAGAUGCCUACCACAAUUUGAAAGAAAUGAAAAUGUGGCAUUGCAUGGAUUCAUAGAGGAACAAACACUAAAGCAUUAUGCAGGCGACCAUUCGAAAAUAUUAGAAAAAUUGGGUAAAAUUUCAUCAUCCGUGAAGGAAAUCUUAUACGAAAUGAAUACCAAACGAGAAAUUGAAUUUUUAAGUGCACAGUUUUUGGAAAUUUUGCAUAAACGUUAUGGGGAAAUAAUCGAUGCUAUUGUACAAGUUCGGAAUGAUAUAAAUGGUCCCAACGAAGAGUAUUUGCCUAUUGUAAAACCGUUGAAUGCAUUUUUAGAUCGGUCAAAUGAUAGAGAAGUUGAAAAUUAUUGGAAAUGGGACGAACAAUUAUUUCAAAAUGUUGGGAAUGAAAUAGAAAGUCUUAUCCAUUUGGUUCUUUUAUCUCUACAGAAAAUUUAUAAAAAAUAUAUUGGAUUGAAGAAUGAUCUUGGAAAUCCGGAUUCGAUACAAGAUGAUAUAUGUAUCAUGAAAAACCAUCUCAAAGAAGGGGUAUAUCAACGGUUUAUUUCAGAUAUUGAAGGUCUGCGUCUUCCCGAAACGAACAGGAAACUUUCGAAUAUCCUUUUUUCUAUAAAGUAUGCCGAUGAUAUAGACAUGAAAGUAGUAUUCACCAACCAAAUUGCGUCAAUUUUACCGAUUUUAGAGCAAUUUACUUCGUUGUGCGAUUUCUUCCUUUUACAACAGAUGGGAGCUCAUAAAGUCUCUACUAAAAUGCUUUCGAUAAUAUUGACAGUCUUCAUAGAAUUAGGAACAAAAGGAUUUUGCAUUCCUCCAGAUAUGAUCUCCGAUGAAUCGAAAGGGUCGGAGCAACAGGAUUCCAAUCCGAGUCAGGGAUUUGGUUUAGAGGAAGGAAUUGGAGAAAAUGAUGUAUCAAAUAGAUUGGAAUCAGAAGAUCAAUUGGACGACGCAAAGAAGCCGCAAGAUUCAGAUGAUAAUGAGAAUAUUGACAAUGCAGACUGCAAAGAAGAGAAAGGGAUAGAAAUAUCUGAUGAUUUCAAUGCAAAUCUGCAGGAUGUUGAAAAUCAUGGCGAAGAAAAUGACAAAAAUGAAAACGAAAUUAAUAAAGACGAAUAUGACAAACAAAUGGAAGAAACGGACUGCGGUGUCGAUAAACUCGAUGAUCAAAUUUGGGGUUCUGCGGAUGAAAGUGAAGUAGAAGAUGAAAUGGAUGAAGAAUUGGAAGGGGGAGCCAGAAAUGAAGUGGAUAAACAAAAUGAUAACCUUGGCCAAGCAGAUGACCAGGCUCCUACUGAUGAAAAAGAAGCGACAGAUGGACUUGAUGCGGUGAAUGAAAAAGCGUUGUCAACUACAAAUAAUCGAAAACAAAACGACAUGGAAUUGCCCAACGAAUCUGAAGAAAUGGACGAAGAGCACACUAAUCCACAUCAUAGAAAUCUUGAUGAUCCGAUGGAGCCUGAUGAACUUGAGUUAGGUGAUUGUGAUAUUGAUGACCUAAGCAAUAAAGACGAAGAAGAGACAAAUCGAAAUCCUUUUGAAAUUGAUCAAAUAAAAGAUUCUAUGGAUUCGGGUAAAGAAGAGCGUAACGCAGAAUCCGGUCCAGAUGACAAUGAAAUCCAAAAUAGUGGAAGCAUUGCGGACGAUACUGAUUCGGAACCAGAACAUGAAUUCGAUUUGGCUGGAGAAUCUCAUGAAGAUUUGCAAAAUAGCGACCAAGAAGAGAACAAUGAAGAAUGUCAUUCAGAGAAUAAUCCAGCAGAUAAUGAAAAUGAUAAAAUAGAUUAUAAUCUGGAGAGUACUAAUUCCGCAAACGAUUCUUCAAAAUUUGAGGAGGAGAGAAACUGUAGUGAGAACAAUGCUUACAAUUCACGGGAAAAAGACGAUAGACUGCGAAAUGAUAAAGUUAGUGAUGCUAAUGAUGUUGAAAACGACACUUCUGGUGACUUAAAUGAUGUUGAAAAAGACCGAAACACCUCUGGACAAUCCAAAACUGAUGUUCCAGAAAAUGGCCAUCUUAGUAUUUCUGAUUCGGUACGAGUAUCCACUGAUAGCAAUCAAGAAAUUUGCGAUGAAGAAGUGACGAAACGGAAUUUCGACGAAGAAAAAACUUUAGGAGAGGAAACUGGGGAUCAAGUUAAACGAUUGAGGACUGUAGAGCAACUGAAGUCGACAGAAGAAGAAAGUACAGAACAAACUACCAAAGAAUUUGAGCCUUCACACGAGUAUCAGCACGUUAACGAAGCUAAUGAAACUGAUGUUUCAACAUUAGACAAUGCAACUGAAGAUCAGUCAAAACAGAUAGAGCAUAAAGAGGAUGAGAAAAAAAGUGGAGAAGAAGAAAAUUAUAACAAAGAUCAAAGUAAAGUCGCAAAUAAUGAAGACAAAGACCGCGCUAAAAAUGAUUUAAGUGAUAGACGUGCAGAAAAACAUAAGCAAAAUUUGAAGAAAUCUUGCGAAAAGUUGGAAAAAAUCAAACAAUUAUGCGAAACAAUUGAAAAGGUGGAAAUGGAAGGGGAACCAGCGGCAACAUAUCUUAUACUUCGAGAGGAUUCGACUACAGCUUAUUGCAAACAACAUGUCGUUCGGGAUAUUACUCCCCAAGAAUCAUCAAGCAUUGAAGAGAAUGAAUUCCGGAAAAUGUACCAACAAGAUUUUUCAUCAACAAAGACAAUUGUUCCACAAGAUGAGGACUAUGAAACAUGGCAAUCAAUUUCAAAUAAGAUGUCUUCAAAUGCACAUGAGUUUUGUGAACAGUUACGCCUUAUAUUGGAACCAACAAAAUGUACACGAUUGAAGGGAGAUUAUCGGACCGGUCGACGUUUAAAUAUGAGGAAAAUUAUUCCUUAUAUUGCCUCCCAGUUUCGUAAAGAUAAAAUAUGGUUGCGGCGAACAAAGCCAUCUCAACGGGACUACAAAAUUACAAUUGCGAUUGACGACUCAAAAUCGAUGCAUCACAACAGCUCAAAAAGGCUAACGUUGGAAGCUAUUGCAUUGGUUUCUGAGGCUUUAACUGUGUUAGAAAUUGGGAAGCUAAGUGUUAUCUCUUUUGGAGAGUCACCACGGGUGUUGUUGUAUCAUACUGAACAAUUCGAUGGGCCCAAAUUAGUUUGUGGAUUAGGUUUUACUCAAAACCAAAGUAAAAUUGCAGACUUGAUUGACUUUGUAAGAAAUCUAACCAUAGAAGAAGGUGUGAAUUGCGACACGAAAAUGUUUGAGAAUUUGUUGUUAAUUAUCAGCGAUGGUAGGAAUAUAUAUAGUGAAGGCGAGCAAAGAGUAAAACAUGCAAUUAAAUUAGCCCGGCUACAGCGCAUUUUCCUUGUGUAUGUGAUCAUUGAUAAUCCGGAGAAUAAGCAUUCAAUACUUGACAUUCGGAUGCCUCAUUUUUCUACAGAUCGAAAGUCGAUUACAAUGGCAUCCUAUCUUGAUUCUUUUCCUUUUCCCUUCUAUGUAAUCGUUAGAGAUUUACAAAAGUUACCAUUUGUUUUGAGCGAAGCUAUGCGACAGUGGUUUGAAUUGGUUAACAGCGAUCGAUAAGCAUUUAUUUACUACUGUACUUAGCGUUCAUUUUGUGGAUAUCAAAUAUAAUAAACCAAUUGUACUUCUUU
Messenger RNA from Hermetia illucens (black soldier fly), 16158 nucleotides. RefSeq names its product midasin. Lineage: Eukaryota; Metazoa; Arthropoda; Insecta; Diptera; Stratiomyidae. The record is from RefSeq and is a predicted model, not a curated record. Gene Ontology annotation, molecular function: ATP hydrolysis activity; ATP binding. Gene Ontology annotation, cellular component: nucleus; preribosome, large subunit precursor. Gene Ontology annotation, biological process: rRNA processing; ribosomal large subunit assembly.